AUGUUUAUGAACGAUCUAGUGUAUGUUGUAAAUCAAAGUAAACUGUCGGCAUACACGGACGAUACGCAAAUCUUUCACACAGAUCAAGAUCCAGUCAAAGUUCAAGAAACUAUAAAUUCUGACUUGGCCAACGUUGACAAAUGGUACGUAGAAAAUGGAAUGAAAAGAAAUCACACAAGGUAUCAAGCCAUUGUAAUGGGAAAAUGCAAGAUUAAACCUGAAUUUUCCUGCGAAAACACAGUCAUCAAGAACAGUGAUGUUUUAGAGUUACUUGGGGUAACGGUUGACGAAAAACUGAAAUUUGGCAUGCAUGUAAACAAAGUUUGUCGCAAAGUUUUUCGCAAAGUUUCUCAACAAGUUGGCAUACUAAAAUGUAUGAGGAACUUGCUUCCAUUUGAAACGAGAUUAAGUAUUUACACUUCCUUCAUCGUUCCACAUUUUAAUUAUUGUUCUGAAAGGUGGCAUUUCUGCAAUAAGUCAUCUUCCGAUAAGUUGGAGAAAGUCAAUGAACGUGCAAUUCGUUUUGUCUUCAAUGACAAAUCUACUCCAUAUGAAGAACUGCUUAAUAAAAUAGGAACUAUACCAUCGAGACAACAAAGAGUUAAGAAAAUAAUAUCGAAUGUAUAUAAAUUAAUAAACGACUCUAACUCACCGGAAAGCCUGAAAGACUUUCUAAAUCUCAGACAAAGUACAUACUCGCUUAGAGGUAAAGAUAUUUUAAAACUGCCCAAAGUAAAUUCGACCACAUAUGGACUGAAGUCUUGGCAGUAUCAAGCCGCCAAAUUAUGGAACGCUCUCCGUGACCUAGUUAGAUCGGCAGAGAACUCCAAGGCAUUUAAAAAUAGUAUAAAUAAGUUUGACAUUAAGCAUAUUCUGGAUGUUUUCGAUACAUAA
Messenger RNA from Paramuricea clavata, 894 nucleotides. The record is from the annotation of a GenBank genome assembly. NCBI's taxonomy places the organism in Eukaryota, Metazoa, Cnidaria, Anthozoa, Malacalcyonacea, Plexauridae.